AUGGUUAGUGCCAUCUUGGCCUCUGCCCUGUUCAGGAUCGGCCUACCAGCAGUUCUCCUCGCGGGCACUCUAGUCCGCUACAACAUCUUCUCUUUCUUCUAUUUGCUUUUAUUACUCGUGUCGCCACUCUUGUCCGGACCCUCAAAAAGAGAGCCGCUACCAGCUCGAACAAAAUACUAUCUUCUGACUGUGGUCAGUGUAUCCGCGCUGUUUUGCGUGUCUCACAUUGUCUACCAAAUAGUGUUACUAUCAACUCAUGCAUACGAAGGCACAGAACCGAGUUACUGCGGAUUGGAACAGCGACUAUAUACGCUUUUCGGACUGCACCGUCUCAACGGGAUCUCGUUUAUGGAUUGCGUUCGGCUUCUCCUGACGGACUUUGCCGUUUUGCUGUUUUCUACGCUGGUAUACGUGCUAUGCGACAAGCUAGAUCAACAGUUUCUUCGAGAACGCAAUGGCGCACAUUCGCCGCUGUUGGGAUCGGUCAGACAGAACAAAUACUUCGGGAGAUCGGAUCUUUUGUCACUACUGGGAGAAUUGGUCGUCCUCCUGACGAUGGCGUCAGCAGGGAUCUCCCAUGCUUCGAUGUUCUCAUUGGUAUACUUUCUCGCCUUCCUCGGGGUCGCGACGUGGUUAGGUUGCUCUAAGGGCCUAGGCGUCGGCUAUCGGAGCCUGCGAACUUUUUUGAUGAUUUUCGCCGCCUUCCACUUCAUUGCGCUCUACAUAUAUCAGUUCGACUAUUCACAAGAAUUCAUCGAAGCCGAUGGUCUCAACGCCAGACUCGUCGGUUUCAUCGCUCUUCGUGUACCGGCUUGUAACUCGUCAUCGGCGGACGCUCUCAUCCCCGAUGUUCGGGACCUGAUAUUCUACGACAGAAACUGGACGCUCUUCAUCCACCCGCUUUCGGUUCUUGUGUUCUAUUUCACCGCGUGCACCAUGACACGUUACGUGGGUGUCUUCCAGCUGCCGAACGUACCGGCAGCUGCCGUCGCUCGAAGAUUGGGUAAAAGAUCGCAGUCCCUGUUUCCUUCGGGUGAGUCGAAGAGAGGCUCUCAGAGGAGCCACACUUCGGCUGCAUUACGUCGACGAAGGAGCGAACGGCCUGAUUCCAACUUGCUGGAGAAUGAACAAAGGAACUACGAAAGCAUCAGUCCAUCGCAUCGGACCCUCACCGUCGACGCUCCCGGGAGCUCAGUUUGGCACUCGGGAGCGGCAGAUGAAAACGGUGGUGGUCAAGAAAAUUCACACGCUUCGCAAUUGCAAUCGCAGCAGAGUCGGAACUGUAGCAGUAGUCUCGCGGGUAGAUGGCGUCAGCUGUAUGCAGUCCUGCAGCACUUUGUCGCGUUUCUCCUCAAGGGGAGCUACGUCAUCACUUUAAUCAUCAUGAUGGCGUGGAGUAUCACAUACCAUAGCUGGUUGACCUUCAUCUUACUCUUCUGGUCGUGUCUUUUAUGGAUGAUGCCGAAUUCACGUCAGGCCUGUCUCAAGAACUCGCCCGCCCUCGUCCUGUACGCUGAGAUCUUGCUUAUAUUCCAAUUCAUCUACUCGCUCGAUUUGACCGAUCAGGAACUGCCGACGCACAUCGGCAAAAUCAAUCUCAAUCAAGUCGGUUUCGUCAAGCACGGAACGAACAGCUACAGACAUUUGGGAACAAAGAUUCUCUACACGGUGGUGUUCUGGCUGACGCUAAAACAGUACGUCGAGCAGAAGCGAGAGAUGAGACGUCAAGAGCAAGACGAAGUUCGUGAAGUCACUCAGCAACGAGGGUCAACGUCAACGGCUCUCGUCGGUACUAACCUCCACAUGAAGAAGCUCGGCCAACUCUGCAGGAAUAUACUCGUGCGCUUAUGGAUAUGGGUUGUAGCCGUGAUGCUGUUCGUAAUAUCGCUCGGUGGUGACCGAGUGGUCCUGUACCGGAUAGUCUACAUGGUCCUAUUCCUCUUCUUCAUCCUUAUAUACCAGUUUUCGUAUCGGAUCUGGAUCAAAGUUAUGUACGGAUUUCUCUUGACCGUCAUCAUCUAUUCGAUGAUGGUCCUGAUUUUGAUAUACACGUACCAGUUUGAAAACUUCACCCACUAUUGGGAAGUCCAUCUUCACAUUUCACGGGAGAUGCAGCAGGAUAUCGGUCUGGAACUAUACGAUUCAGAUCCGGGAUCGCUUUUGCUCAAACUUUUGACACCGACAAUAUUCCUGAUCGUGACCAUCAUCCAACUGCACUACUUCCACAAAGAUUUCAUUCGGCUGAACAUGGAAGCCUACCGAGGAGAUCGAGCACCUCUGACCGAUUCCACAGUGUCGAGUCCCACGGUGGACAACAGAACCGUCAUUCAUAUUGACGAAGUGACGGACGACGACAGUCCAGAGCCUCCCACCCCGGACACCGUGAUCUCGAAGGAGAGGUUCAAUGGCAGCAAAAUAGAGCAACAGGGUGAUGAGUAGAUCUUAAUAGAAGUUAACACCUUGAUUCUAGCUGCGCAUAAAAGUCUCGCUACAAUGAACAACGUUCCUGCAGAAGCCAAACUGACAAAGAUGCUGAAGCUGGAAAAACUCAAAAUAUAUCUCAGCGAAUUCGAGCGAGUCGUCUGGCGACUGUUGGAGAUUCACUUGGCGAAGAUAAUGUUCCUCGCCGUCUUCCUGCUCUGCGUAUACGACGUUUGCGCCGUGCACAUACUUUACAUGGCUCUAGUAGUUGUCGCACUUCCGUUGCGUAGCCUCCAUCAAUUCAUGGCACACUGUUGCGCACUGUGGACGGCGAUUCUCCUCGUGUCGAAGAUGAUCUAUCAACUGAAAUUCGUCGAUAGUAUCGGUUGGGAAACCAAGUGUGAUAGCGUCUACGGUCUGAACUCCACCGGUCCCUUCCCGUUCCCGUUCAACACUGUCAUCGACAACAGGGAAUGGAUCGGAUUCACGAAAACGGACCACUUGACAAGUUACUGUAAAGGUUACAUCGCACUGAUCACUUUAUUCACCUUGAACGCCAUGGUGAAAACCCAUCAAUGGUUCGAUCGGCACCUCAGAGCAGCUCCGGAACCGCCCCUAGGCGUCGUUUGGCCAGGAGUUACUCGCAGGAUGGCCGACCAGGAUUUCACCAGUUGCUUCAAGUUUCUAGUCAAUUACACGUUCUUCAAGUUCGGUAUCGAGAUUUGUCUCGUUACCAUGGUCGGCUGCAUCGGAUUCCGUCUGGACGUUUACGCCCUUGUUACAGCCUUUUGGCUCUGCUGCAUGUUUCUUCUGCGGAGGAAUACUCUAGCGCGAGUAUGGCCAUUCUAUGUGAUCUACCUCUGUAUUGCGAUACCUCUGCAAUACCUCGUGUCGGUCGGCUUGCCCCCAGGGCUGUGUAUCGAGUAUCCUUGGUACAGCGAGAAUGAAAAAAUGAAAGAAGCUGUCGAAUGGCUGUUCCUACCAGACUAUAGGAAUCGCUCUUCACAUCGCAAAAUUCUUGUCGACUGCCUGCAACUGAUCGUAUCGUGCAGUCAGCUGAUCGUGUUCAACACAGAAGCCGCAGAGGGUGCUGCUCACCCCGCCGGGAGUAAUAGCGAGAUCUAUGAUCCCAAGGGUGAUUAUAUCGGCGAAAGACCGAACCCCGUGCCGAGAUUCAUCGGCGACAAAGCAUACUUCAAUCGUGUGAAAACUGGCGUCCUGUUCCUUUUCUACUGGAUUACCUUGGCGGUCAUGUAUCUCGCUGGAACGAACCGGAUAUCGCUAUUCGCCCUCUUCUAUAUCUUGGGUUGUUUCUUCUUCCUCUGGAACGGCAACGAGUUCUAUCUGAAGCCAAUCAAGACACUUCUGAGCUGGUGGAAUUCCCUCAUGGCAUUCAACGUUACUGUGAUCCUCAUGAAGUGCAUACUGCAGGUUCUCGGCUGUGUUUAUCUACAGGAAAUGGCAUACAACGCCUGCUGGCUGGUGCAGCUGCUAGGGAUAGCAUGUCUCAAGAAAGUUGGUCCGAAGAAAACUUCGAUGUACAACACAAUUGUUGCGGAAUGCAACGUUCCCACCGCAGAAGCGGGUCUGCUGUGGGACGGCAUUUGUUUCGGAUUCCUCCUGCUACAAAGGAGGCUCUUCACCUCAUACUAUUUCCACCAUUUGAUUAUCGAGAUCUUGGCGCAGCAAGAACUCAGCUCGCGGGGAGCUGAGGUCAUUCACUUCUUGCAAAUGGAAAAAGUCAAACAGCAGCGCGAGGAAGAACAUGAAAUCAUGGAAAAGAUCCGCAUGAAGAUGGAUCGCAUUCGAGAAAACCAGCGGAAGCAGCGUGAGGGCGAAUACGUCGAACCAGAAACUCACGUUCAAGCCAUUCGAUCCGGAGAUUACGAUCUCUUUGAGGAUAAUUACGAGCUGGAACCUCUGGACUUGAACGUGAAAUCGUCGAAAGAAGAAUCGGCUGAUGACUUUGAUGUCAAGACCAAGGGUUUGAACGCUGUGCUGUCGAACAUGAUCAAAGGAUCGACUGCUCUCCGAGCCCGAGCUCGCACCGAAACUGGCGAAGAUAUCGGUGAUUCUUCCGGAAUGAGCGCCAUCAUAUCGAUAGAUCGCACGAUGCGAUCUCAAACCCAUUCUCAGGCUUCCACCUCCUUCAAAUGGGAGGUUAUCGGUGGCUCAAGGCUCCUAGGUCCUCUCCAGGUAUACAGACAAGCGGCAGAGUGUUGGAUUUUCCAAGCGUCCGAACUAAUACCUAAUUUGUUCGUUGAUCCGAUUCCGUCGACAGUAAUUACUCGGCCUGCAACCUCAACACCAUCGACUCAACGGGAUGCUCCUAGCUUCGAUGUCACCGAUACUAGGAGCGCGGUCUCCCCUAGAGGUCCAACUCAGAGCCCGAUUCCGCCGAUCAAUGCGGAUGGGGAACCCAUGGGCGAUGUUGAAGAAGGCCCAAAACUCACAUGGCAGGAAAAACUGGCCAAGUACAUCGAGAUCACCAGAACGCUCAUCGAUAGUAUGUUGGUCAGCGCAACGGCUAAACUGCACUCGUUUUCGGGAGGCUAUCGUGAAGUAGCGAAGCUGCUGGACAAGGACAAGGAGCUCGUCAAGCAGAGAUACCCUGAUGGAUUAGCCAUUCUGACCGAGGAAUACCAAGCACGAAUGCCGAGGGCGCCCAUGUACAGGCCGUCGAGUCAGGAGGGACUUGCCCAGGAGUUACUGCAGAUCAAGAAGGACCUGAGCGAGGAAGCUUUGGCAGAGUUCGCGGAGAAGCGAGAACCUCUCGUCGCGCAGUUCCUCAAUGCGUUGGUAUACGCGUUCUACGCACGCACGGAAAUCGUCUGCUAUCUAGGAAUAGUCUACAAUCAGAUCUGCACAGCGACUCUGCUCUCGCUCCCGCUACCGUUGAUGGUGUUCCUGUGGGGCUCACUAUCCGUCCCCCGGCCAUCGAAAACAUUCUGGAUCACGAUCAUCACCUACACGGAAGCAAUCGUAGUCGUCAAGUAUCUGUUCCAGUUCGACUUUUUCAAAUGGGAUUCGAACUCCUACAAGACCGCGUUCGAUCCGCCGAAAAUGUUGGGCAUCGAAAAACGCAGCGACGACUCAAACUACGCCCUGUACGACCUUAUGCUGCUGUUUCUGGUGUUCCUGCAUCGAUUCGUCCUCAAGAGCCUGGGUCUAUGAAAGACACGGAUCGAAGCUUCAGCGACGAGACGGCAACGCUUCCAGCGCCGAAAGAAACCGAAGAACAGAGAUCCCGACGACACCUUCUCGGACACAGAUUACGUGUCCGAUGAUGAAUGCGGAGAUGACGAAGAAGGUGAAGAUACCGGAGACUCCGCUUUGAUCAAAACGAGCUCCCUGUUCGCAAGCAUGCAACAUUACUUGACUCCGUUCAAGUCAUUCUUCAAAAACCUCCUACAUCCCCCGUAUCAAGUUGCUGUUGACGUUUACGCGUGGAUGUUCUUCUGCGACUUCUUCAACUUUCUCGUCAUGGUCUUCGGGUAUUGGGCGUUCGGCACCGGCGGUAGGGAGGAGGGCGUGACAGCAUACUUCGAGAAAAACGAGGUCCCUAUACCAUUCCUCAUAAUGCUGCUGUUCCAAUUCGCCCUAAUCGUAAUCGACCGGGCCCUAUACCUCAGAAAAUACAUCGGUGGCAAACUCAUCUUCCAACAUCUCAUCGUGGUCGUCAUCCACGUCUGGAUGUUCUUUGUCUUACCGGCAAUAAGUCAGACAGGCUUCGCCGAGAAGAACAAUUUGCCACCGAAAUUGUGGUACUUAACGAAAUGCAUCUACCUCCUUCUGUCCGCCUACCAAAUCAGAUGUGGAUACCCUACCCGAAUUCUCGGAAACUUCUUCACGAAGAAGUACAACUACUUAAAUUAUUUCCUCUUCAAAGGCUAUAUGAUGGUGCCAUUCCUCUACGAACUGCGAAGCUUGAUGGACUGGAUAUGGACCGACACUAGUAUGGUCCUGGUAAAUUGGUUCAAAAUGGAAGACAUAUUUGCCAAUAUAUUCAUGUUGAAGUGCCAACGUCGUGCCGAAGAAGAGUACCCGACUCCUCGAGGCUCGAAACGGUCUUCGCUCAUCAAGUACGGCAUGGGAGGAACCUUAUUAUUCCUGAUCAUCCUCAUAAUAUGGUUCCCGUUAUUGCUCUUCUCCCUCGGCAACACUGUGGGCCACUCCCUGCCCCCACAAGAAUGCCAGAUUCAAUUGAGCAUCGGCGGCUACGAGCCGCUGUUCACCAUUUCGGCCCAGAAAAACAAUGUUCAACAGAUCUCCAGCACGGCUUUCGACGCACUCUACCGUGCGACGAAAUUCCAUGCAAAAGCUCAAAACUUUCUCAACAAUUACGUCCAAUCUGACGUGGUCGUUGCGAUGCUGAACGGAAAUUCCACUGCCGUAUGGAGCAUAUCGCCGCCUUCGCAAGAAGCGCUCCGGAGAGAUCUGCUCAACAUGACAACAAAACUAGAGCUCAAGAUGAAACUCACCUUCUACAGGGAGAAGAACGAUUCGGACGCUGAUCCGACGACAACGCUGGAGGUGCGCAAUACACUCGAUGACAAGGUCGCUCGGGACCAGAUGGCGGCGAUGUUAGCCAAGGAUGCAAAGAAGGCGAACGAUGCCCGCAAGGAAGCUAUUUUGCCCGAGCUGCUACCUACGUACAUCAAAGUUCCGAGAAAGGGUCCUGCAGAGAAAGCUUCAGAAUUGAACGAGCUGAAUCUCGAUAAGGCAAACCCUGAUCCAACCGGCCUGCGAAACCUCAGUGUCCAGUUGUUGUACAGUGAGCCGAACUCGACGCUGCAAGGUGAAUGGUGGGAAGUUCAAUCUAAGCCUUGCACGAAGGAUGGUCCUUACCCGUACCUACCGUAUCCCGACGUAUGUCGGUACUUGACGGUGGUCGUCUUCGCUGACAAAGUCUUCCCUCAAGCACUCUCAACAGUUUCAUCAUAUGGUAUCGUGGGACUGUAUACUACAUUCGUGCUCUUGGUCUCCCGCUUCCUCCGAGGAUUCAUUGCAAACACUUCAACGCGAAUAAUGUUUGACGACAUGCCCAAUGUCGACCGUGUCCUGCAGCUCUGCAUGGAUAUCUAUCUGGUACGAGAAUCCAAGGAACUCGCGCUCGAAGAAGACCUUUUCGCGAAACUCGUUUUCCUCUAUCGGUCACCAGAAACUCUCAUAAAGUGGACCCGAAUGGUGCCUCAGCAAUCGAGUCCACCGCAGAACCGAGGAGGCGAGAGACCACCGAGAGCAGAAAGGGAGCCCCAUCAGCCACAAGGGGAGGCGCGUCUGCGGAGACCACUGCCUACUCAACAACAGUGAUUGCCUUCAAACAAAAAAUCAGCAAUCAUGAUGAUGGAUAGAGCUAGUCAGAUGAAGUGUAUAUAUGGGAUGGUUGAGAAUGUGUGUAUAUUAAAUUUAGCGAAAGCUGUCAU
This is a messenger RNA of Galendromus occidentalis (western predatory mite), 7847 nucleotides long. RefSeq names its product piezo-type mechanosensitive ion channel component. The record is from RefSeq and is a predicted model, not a curated record. Gene Ontology annotation, molecular function: mechanosensitive monoatomic ion channel activity. Lineage: Eukaryota; Metazoa; Arthropoda; Arachnida; Mesostigmata; Phytoseiidae. Gene Ontology annotation, cellular component: membrane.